CACUAUCCAACAACGGUUCCAGCCCAUCUUCCCCAUUUAGGGCUUGUAGCACUGAUUUUAUAGGCUUUGGGUGCUGUUAGACCUCCCUGUUCCGUGACGAGAUCAGCAGCAGCGCCUGGGUGCUUGGGACCCUCAAGGCCAGCAGGGAAGGGAGCAAUCCUAGUGCCCAGGAACCUUAAGGUUGGUAGGGAGGGGAAGAAGAAAUCUGUUUGGUUCAUCUGCUUGGCUCACAGGACCUGCAGGGGCUGAUAAUGAGGGAAAAGGAAUGAAUAUGUGAACCCUUUGGUCGCAGAGAAUGGCUGCUUGCCUUAUAAAAUGAUGUUAGUUAUUCUAACCACAUUACCAGGGGUCUGGAGCACGCUCUCCUUCCUUUUUUUCCCAAGGAAUGUUAUAAACUAAUCUCACAGGGGGUUAUUAAAUAGGAAGAACUGUCUGAAUCAGCUGCUACUCCAGCUGUUUCCUCUGAAAUGACAGAUUAGUGUGUCCAAGCAACACUUAGCAGUAAUCCCUUCAUGACAAGUCCUGUCUUCCUCCCAGCAAAUGUCUUUAUUUUGGACAAUGCUUGUAUUGUCAGAACAUAAGCCAGAUUCUUAAGCUGGCAUUCCAUGAGGUGUCAGAAUGCCUGAAAGGGCUGAAACCUCACAGCUCCGUGUGACACAUCCACAGAAAGACUUCAGUUAUUUUUUUUUAAGCCAUCUGUAAUGAGAACGUGUCUCAAAUCCCUUUUGGGCAUUUGGCUUUUCAGCUGUUUAUUGGCCUUGCCUUGACUACAGCAAAGCAAAGGCAAACACUCUGUCUCCCAGAGGUGCCUGGAACAAAAAUAACUGGUUUAAAACAAUGAGCAAAUUCCUGCUAUUGUUUUAGUUAUCCCUUUUGAUUUUCUAACAGUAUUCUCUACUAUUUACUUGUAGAUUGAGGCAGAAGUGAACAGAAGAAAAGAGUUAAUUCAACAGUCAGUGAAACGCAAAGCCGUCAUCUCAAAGUGCUACAAAAGAAAACACCCAGAAGUGUACACUCUGCAGAUAAGAGGAUCUAUCGACUCCCAGUGUUCACAGAGGAGUUCUGCCAAGCCUUUGUGGAUGAGCUGGAGAACUUUGAGCAGUCAGAUAUGCCGAAAGGCAGGCCCAACACUAUGAAUAACUAUGGGGUUUUGCUAAAUGAGCUUGGGAUGGAUGAAACCUUCAUCACGCCCCUGCGGGAAAAAUACCUGCGGCCCAUAACAGCACUGCUCUAUCCCGACUUGGGGGGUGCCUGCCUGGACAGCCAUAAGGCAUUUGUUGUCAAGUACUCACUGCAUGAAGAUCUGGAUUUGAGCUCUCACUAUGACAAUGCAGAAGUCACCUUAAAUGUUUCACUGGGAAAAAACUUCACAGAAGGCAACUUGUACUUUGGGGAUUUCAGUCAGGAUCCUACCCCUGUGCCAAAGUACAUAGAGAUCGAACACGUGGGAGCCCAGGGGCUGUUACACCGAGGAGGGCAGAUCCACGGGGCGCUUCCCAUUGCCUCUGGGGAGCGCUGGAACCUCAUUGUUUGGAUGAGAUCAUCUGCCAUCCGCAACCAGCUCUGCCCCAUGUGCAACAAGAAACCUGAGCUGGUGGAAGCAGAGGGGUUUGGAGAUGGCUUCACAGAGACCCUGAAAGACGAUGUGCCCGGAACUGUGAAUCUCUGUGCCUUGUGGUAGCAGAUGGUAAAGCCUGAAUUCUCCAGACCAAGUUGGCUAAAGCUCCUUUCUGACCUCUCAGACUCUUUGAUGGAUGCACAAGUAAUGUAAGGAGCACUUAUCUCCUUGGGAAGUGAUGCAGACCCAGUCCUGCUGGGGUUAAGGAAGCCAGCUGCUUGGAGAGCUGAAAGAGCUGGUACUUGCUCACACUCAGGCUGGAGAGCUGGAGGGCUGCUUGUACGACACAGAAAGACUUGACACUGAUUGACUGCAGAGGCUCUGUAAAUAUUUUCAGGUGUACAAGGAGAACACCCAAAGCUGUUUGGCCUUUGUGAAGACCUCAGUGCCAACAGCAGCAUCGCGGGUCCCGCUCUAAGUGGAAAAGAGCAGUACAAUAAAGCCCUGUACUUACCACUUCUCCGCUAA
Messenger RNA from Strigops habroptila (Kakapo), 2086 nucleotides. RefSeq names its product 2-oxoglutarate and iron dependent oxygenase domain containing 2 (gene OGFOD2). The record is from RefSeq and is a predicted model, not a curated record. Gene Ontology annotation, molecular function: L-ascorbic acid binding; iron ion binding; oxidoreductase activity, acting on paired donors, with incorporation or reduction of molecular oxygen. Lineage: Eukaryota; Metazoa; Chordata; Aves; Psittaciformes; Psittacidae. The transcript is spliced from 4 exons. Bases 1109 to 1681 code for a protein of 190 amino acids.